AGUGAAAGUGAACCGGUUUCGUUUCUGGUAAACAUUAGCUCUGAGUAAAGUCUACACCACAGCAGCUCAGUAUAUAUUCCACUUUGUUUGACGACUAUUAAAGCUUCACUACAGAUGGGGAUGGCUCAGUCUUCAUCAUGGAACAAUACCAGAGCAUGUAGUGUGAGAGGACUUUCGAACUGUAGUCUCUCCUGCUGUAUCAAUGCCUUACUGCAGUCUUUUGCAGCCACUACAGAGUUACAGGAGCUGCUCACCAGAUGGCAGCCAUCCGAGGAAUCUGGUGACUACAAUGUUCCCCUGGAGCUCAAAAGAGCAUUAGAAGCCAUGAAGGAUAAAACGCAGCCGAGGCCUCAUAAUGAUUUUCUGGCAUGCCUUCACUAUAACCACAUUUGCCGGUUAACUCAACAUGACGCUGACGAAGUGUUCCACGCCAUCCUCAACCUCAUUCAGAAGCAGAUGUCUGACCAGCAAAUUGCUGCAGAGAUAAAAAAUCUUUACAAGAUCGGGGUGGACGGAUGCUGUCAGUGUUUAUCCUGUGAGAAUGUACACCGCGUCCCCGCCUUAUUUCUCAGCUUUCCGCUAUAUCUGCAUGAGGACAGGGACAGCUUGGAUGAGUGUGUAAAAGCGUUUUUUGAGUCACAGAUAUUGGAAGGCAGUGAAGCUUUUUACUGUGUCAAAUGUGAAAAGAAGACGCCAACUGUUCAGAGCUAUCAGCUUGUUUCCCUGCCAUCGAUCCUGUGCAUUAACCUAAAGAGGUUCAGAAACAGCAAUGGCAUGACCAGAAAGCUGAGCACCAAAGUCACUUUCCCUGAAACUAUAAAUAUGGCUGAAAUGUUACCUAAGGAACAUUCCCACAUGUCUGAGAGCAGGUACAGACUGUACGCAGUCAUUGUUCAUUCUGGGAUUGCCACGGUGGGGCACUACACAGCGUACAUCUAUUCCACGGACAGCAAGUGGUAUUAUAUUGACGACAGCCACGUGGAUGAAGUCAAAUGGGAGGAAGUUCAACAAACUUAUGGAGGGAGAGGACGGUUCAGUGAAACUGCGUAUAUGCUGCUGUACAGGACCCUGAGCUCACAGGCAGCCUAGGAAUCCAUCAGAUGAACAUAAAGAUCCUUUAAAUCAAAUUAAAUGUAAUUCAGUAAAUUGUAUGAAUCAGAUUGUAGUAGGAAAUAAUUUGUAUGAAGUGAUAUAGAAAUAAUUUUUAUGGCUUCGAAAACAUUUGGUGUAUGUAGCACUAAGAGGUUAAUCAUCAGAGGAAAUCAUUUUCUUGGGAAUGUUUCUGUUUCUGACUUUGAUUAUCUGUCAAAAGAGCUUUUUAUGUAUCCAAUUUAUAUUUAACUAAAUUUUCUCUACAAA
Neoarius graeffei (lesser salmon catfish) is the source of this 1359-nucleotide messenger RNA. It is a transcript of the gene usp18, whose product is annotated as ubiquitin specific peptidase 18. Lineage: Eukaryota; Metazoa; Chordata; Actinopteri; Siluriformes; Ariidae. Gene Ontology annotation, cellular component: cytosol; nucleus. Gene Ontology annotation, molecular function: cysteine-type deubiquitinase activity; cysteine-type endopeptidase activity. The transcript is spliced from 11 exons. Bases 115 to 1089 code for a protein of 324 amino acids. Gene Ontology annotation, biological process: protein deubiquitination. The record is from RefSeq and is a predicted model, not a curated record.